Molecule: messenger RNA, 2810 nt
Organism: Trematomus bernacchii (emerald rockcod)
Lineage: Eukaryota; Metazoa; Chordata; Actinopteri; Perciformes; Nototheniidae
Gene: mier3b
Product: mesoderm induction early response 1, family member 3 b
Exons: 13
Coding region: 76-1695 (539 amino acids)
Biological process (GO): negative regulation of transcription by RNA polymerase II
Cellular component (GO): nucleoplasm
Molecular function (GO): histone deacetylase binding; transcription corepressor activity
Source: RefSeq, a predicted model, not a curated record
CCUGGAUCUCUGAUUGGUUCAGAGCUCUCAUCCGGGUACUGCGCUAGAACGAGCCCAUCAGCUAAAGGUACCAAUAUGGCGGAGGCUUCCCUAGGGAGUUCAAGUCCAGUUGGCUCUUUAUCGUCAGAGGACCAUGACUUUGAUCCAACAGCAGAAAUGUUAGUUCAUGAGUAUGAUGACGAGAGGACUCUGGAGGAGGAAGAGUCUCAGGAGGGAGGGAGGAAUUUCAGCUCAGAGAUUGCAGAUCUUGAAAAGGAGGGGAACAUGCCUUUGGAGGAACUGUUGGCUAUCUAUCGCUAUGAGGCCUCUGCGGGCUCCAGUAUAGACAGCUCGUCUGGAGACCUCACUGAUGAGCUGCCUGACAUGACUCUAGAUAAGGAGGAAAUAGCUAAAGACCUGCUGUCCGGGGACUAUGAGGAGGAGACCCAGUCCUCAGCUGACGAUUUGACCCCCUCGGUCACCUCCCAUGAGGCGACCGAUUUCUUCCCAAGAACACUCAGAUCCAAUGCAAUCUUUGAUGGUGAUAAAGAGUCAGAGUGUGAUGAAGAUGGCCCAAGUCCAGAGGACUCCAGAAAGGAAAUAAUGGUGGGAGCCCAGUUCCAAGCAGAGGUUCCUUCUGGCCUCUGUCACUACAAAGAUGGAGAGAAAGUUUAUGAGGAUGAAGACGAGUUAUUGUGGAGGCCAGGUAUAUUGGCAGAAAACAAGGUUAGGACUUUCCUGUCAGACGUUUUGUCACGGACGUCAGAUGAAAAGAUGGGAUGUGACAAACCAUGGAUGCAUGUUCGAGAUAAUGAGCAGGCUUUGUUUGAGCUUGUCAAGGUCAACUACAACACUCGCGAAGCACUAGAGAGACACUGCAGCCGUGUAAAGUCCUCAAAAGAAAAAUCACCUCCAUGGUCAGAAGAGGAAUGCAAAAACUUUGAGCACGCACUACAGAUGUAUGACAAGAACUUUCACCUUAUACAGAAACACAAAGUCGCAACACGAACCGUAGCUGAAUGUGUGGCGUUUUACUACAUGUGGAAGAAGUCGGAGCGCUUUGACUUCUUUGUGCAGCAGAAUCGGUUUGGGAAGAAAAAGUACAGCAGCUAUCCCGGCGUCACAGACCUGAUGGACCGGCUGGUGGACGAGGCGGAGGGUCUGGCCGUGGACAGUUCCUCCUCGGUGUGUUCAGGAGCCGGAGGAGGAAGGAUGGAGAGUACCACCGACCAGCAGCUCAGCCUCCUCAACUCCAUCACCGCCAGCGACCUCACAGCGUUGAGCAACACUGUAGCCACAGUGUGUAACCCAGCGGAGGUGGGCUGCAUGGACUCCUACAGCUUCCCUCCACUGGAGAGUCUCCAUCGAGGGUCCCUCAACCACGGCGAAUCCCUCGGGUUCCCUUCCAACGGUGCAGACCCAGACUGCCUCAACAUGCUGGACGCCGGCUUCUACCACUCGGACUGCGAGCGGCCCUCCAAGAGACUCAAGAUGGCCCUGCCUGACUCCUUUAUCAAUGACGUGUCUGUGGGUAACCUUGGGGUGGACUUCGAGACGCGGCGGACAACGACGCACCACCAUCGAAUCACCGGCGCGAAAAUGGCAGUGUCCGUCACAGACUUUGGGAGCUUGGCUGGGAGCGGCGAGCCCAACGGCUUUCUGGGAGCACACGCACGGCACCACACACAGCACAGCGCAGCACUUCAGUCAGAGUGAUCUUCAUCCCUUGUUCUUCCCUUUUGAAACCCCUUAUCCCGCUUGUACAUAAGACUGACCUCACUGGGGGAUCUGAUUUGUUUAAAUUUUAUUAUAUAUAUCUAUAUAUCUAUAUAUAUAUGUAUAUGAAUAUACUUUUUGUUUUCAUUUUUUGUGUAAUAUGACAUCAGUGAUGUCUUAUCAUAUAGAACUAAAAUCUUGAUUUCUCUCAAGAGUUUAUAUAGCCAUUUAUUUUAUUCUGUUUUUGCGGUCUUGAGAUGUAACGUCCAUGUACAGUGGGGCCCAGAGGCUGCAGUAGGAGAGCUGUGAUUCUUCCUUCCUCACAUCUUCAGAGCUACAGUAUGUUAUCCUGCCAUUCUUUACAGCUGCCAAAAACGGCUCAGUAUUUAGUUGCUUGUCUUUGCUGUUUGAAGUGGUACUUUUUUGUGUGUGUUUGGUUUACAGGUACAUUUAGGUAACCAGGCUGGUGCAAAUGGUUGUAUUUGCCCCCAUAUAAACCUGGCUAGAUAUUGUAUGAAGAGCAACACUAGCAUGGAGAUUGGCUUGAGAGCAGGACGGUGGUGGCAUCAGCUGCUCAGGCCUCCCAGAAUGUUUGUUUGUUUUUCUUUUCUCCUGUGGAAGCCUGUCUGCAGUUGGUCUGCUUGUUUACUUUGAAACUGUUUAAAGUGGCCAAACUGGAACAUGUGCAUGUUUGCAAAAGUUUUAAACAAUAUGUAUAUUUCCAUUUAGUGAAACCUAAUCCUUAGACCUUUAUUCAUUUCCAAUUCCAAGCUGAUGGAGAAUUCCUGUGCAGAGGAACAUAUUGGCACCUUGUUCUGCAGUUGGAUAUCAAGUUAUUUUUGUAAUCCUGCUUCUUCGUAGGAGUGUAACAUUCAAUCAAUUAAACCAUGAUUGCAAUGCAAAGAUAUUAGUUAAUAUCAUUUAAAGGUGGAUAUCAUCAGGCACUGUAAUGUGUGUAUUUAUUACCAUAUACUUUAACUUUUUUGUGAGAUUUUGUUAAUCCUUUAAUUCAUGCUAGCUAUUCUUAGGCAACUGUACAUGUUUUAGUUGCAGAAAAACAUGUUAGAUCUGCUCCUAAAUCAAGUAAUGCCAUUUCAGACCACUGAGCAAGCGUG